Molecule: messenger RNA, 1822 nt
Organism: Gryllus bimaculatus (two-spotted cricket)
Lineage: Eukaryota; Metazoa; Arthropoda; Insecta; Orthoptera; Gryllidae
Source: the annotation of a GenBank genome assembly
AUGGAACCUUAUGAAGUCUUAUUAACUGAGUCGUCCACCCGCAACCGAAUACGCUUACGUCACCGAAGGAAUUUCACGAAGGCAGAGAAAGGGGAGGGGGAGGAUGAGAGAGAGGUUGAGGAACAGAGCAACUCUGUGCCCCCGACGCGAGGGCACGACUGUGCAGUCAUUCCGCCCCACCACGCCUGCCCCGCCCCGCCUCACCGCUCGUCGCUCGUCGCUCCGCCCCGCCGUCCACCCACCCCGAACACAUGCCCGCCUGACGCAACUGGCGCCGUCCUAAUCCAGUUCAGCCACGGCCUCCUCUUUGCGGAGCAGUAUAUAAGAUGUUUAGAAGAGAAAAUAUCCUUGAUGCACCUGCAAAGAGAAAACCAAGUGGCUCGCUACAUUUCCGCAUUCGCAAUGAAAACAUCGACUGAUACCCCGAUCGAAGAAAAGUCGGGCCAUGUGGUUCGAUCGAAGCCGCACAGAAGGUUUCGCCUCACACGGUCACCUCCUGCCUCCGAGAGCUCCGCUCGAUCAAAUUGUGAAAUUGAACAACUUUCUCCACAAGGAAAAGCAACUGCUGGAGCUGAAAGUAUCUCAUCGAGUGUUUGUUCUACAGAACAGAUUUUCUAUAGAGUUAACGUCAAGGAAUCUUGGAUGUCUGAAUUGGUUGAAUUGGUUUUUGAUGUAGAAAAUCCAUAUUUUAAUAAUGAAAGCGAGAUGUUCAGAGUCACUGGCUUGCUGAAACAUAAUAUUAUUUCCAAGACGCUUGUCCACAGUAUUAAUAAGGAUAUUUUAGGAUACAUAGACGAGCGAGCUACUGUUGCUGCUCUGAUCGUUCUCGCCCUUCUGGGCUGCGCUCUGGCGGAGCCCCCAGUCAACAGAGGGUACCUGCCACCGCAGGCCCGCUUCUCCGCCCCCUCCCAGCAGUACGGCCCCCCCGCCUCUGGCCCCGCCCGCAUCUCCGCUCCCUCUAGUCAGUACGGCGCCCCCGCGUCUGGCUUUGCCCGCAUCUCCGCACCUUCCAGCCAGUACGGUGCCCCCGCCCGCAACUCCGCUCCUUCCAGCCAGAACGGUGCUCCCGCUCGUAUCUCGGCUCCUUCCCAACAGUACGGUGCCCCUGCCCGCUCUUCCGCGCCCUCUACCCAGUACGGGGCUCCGGCCCGCAUCGCUGCCCCCGCCCCCGCUCGCUUCUCCGCUCCCUCUGAACAGUACGGCGCCCCCGCCCGCUUCUCCGCUCCUUCCAGCCAGUUUGGCGCCCCCGCGGCGGCCCGCUUCUCCUCCGGCCCCUCGCGCAACAACGGCUUCGGAGCCCCGUCCACACAGUACGGUGCCCCGGCGGCCGAGCGCUUCUCCGCCCCCGCCCCCGCUCCCGUCUACGGCGCCCCCAACGCCGCCUCCAGCUACUCCGCCGCCGCCGCCCGCGCCCCCAGCCGCCUGAGCAACGGACCCGCCCCCGAGCCCGCCAACUACGAAUUCCAGUACGCCGUGGAGGACUACGAAUCUGGCGCGAACUUCGGCCACCAGGAGGACCGCCAGGACGAGAGCGCCCAAGGCGAGUACCGCGUGGUGCUGCCCGACGGGCGCACGCAGAUCGUCGAGUACCAAGCCGACGAGGAGGGCUACAAGCCGCAGAUCCGCUACGAGGAGGCCGACGGACCCUACGCUGCCUCCCAAGGCUCCCGCAACGGCGGAAACGGCGGCCCUUACUAAUUUAUUUAUAACAUCUUCCCUCUUAUUUAUAUAGUCAAUACUUAUUUGCCAUGUACAUAUGAUGAUACGCUUCCUUUUGGUAUAUGAAUGAUGAAUGAAUGCAUGUAAUAUUUGUAUAUUUUUU